This is a messenger RNA of Hyphopichia burtonii NRRL Y-1933, 708 nucleotides long. RefSeq names its product DNA polymerase epsilon noncatalytic subunit (gene DPB4). Gene Ontology annotation, molecular function: protein heterodimerization activity; chromatin DNA binding. The record is from RefSeq and is a predicted model, not a curated record. Gene Ontology annotation, biological process: DNA damage response; leading strand elongation; heterochromatin formation. The transcript has a single exon. Bases 1 to 708 code for a protein of 235 amino acids. Gene Ontology annotation, cellular component: CHRAC; epsilon DNA polymerase complex. NCBI's taxonomy places the organism in Eukaryota, Fungi, Ascomycota, Pichiomycetes, Serinales, Debaryomycetaceae.
AUGCCGCCUAAAGGUUGGAGAAAGAAUGCUGAUGGUCAAUAUCCUCAAGUUUCAAAAGAGUCGGAAAUAAUCUCCAUCGAUGAUAUACUUUUUCCUAAAGCUACCGUGAUGAAGCUUGCCAAAAACAUCACCAGUGGUACUGGUGAUGAUAAUAUGAUUUUGGCAAAAGAUUCAGGAUUAGCGUUACAAAGAUCGGCUACGGUGUUUGUCUCUCAUCUAAUGUUCCAUGCUCGAGAAGUUGCUAAGGAACAAGACCGUAAAACAGUCAAUGCACAAGAUAUACUAAAUGCAUUAGAACGAGCUGAAUUCAAUGGAUUUACUGGUGAAGUUAAACAAAAAUUAAGUGCAUUUGAAAAUAAUACUGUAUUGAAAAAGAAACAAAGAUUAGAGAAUAAGAGUGCUAAGGUUGAAGAUCCAAAUACUCAACCGGCUGCUAAGAAAUUAAAGGAUAAUUCAGAACAAGGUAUUCAGAAACUGGAAGAUAAAAUUGAACAUGAAGAGGAAGAGGAAGAAGAAGAGGAAGAUAAUUUUGAAGACGCAAAAGAUGAUGCAAAUGAUGAAGAGGAUGUAGAUGGUGGGGAGGAAGAAGGUGAAGUUCCGCAGUCUAACCCAAUUGCAAUAUUAGGACAAGAAGAGAAUGAAUUGGGUGGUGAAGAAUAUGGAGACCAAAACGAUGCUAAAAGUGGUGAAUCAUCGGACGAAGAAUAG